UUACCUUGGUUUGGGUUACUGGACUUUGCGGUCGUAUCGAAUUGUUGUACUGUAUGUAGUCUUGUACUACGUCGAGCGGCAGGCCGGGUGGGUGUAAUAUCUGCUGUGGGUACAUCGUCUACGGGAUGGUCGUCAUCAGAACGGUCGUUGACACGUUCUGGUGCAUCGGGAGUUCGUUCUGGCACUGAAUAUGUACAACAAAAUAUUGUUGAGAACACACGUAUAAAAGCAAAGAACACUGAUAUACGGAUAGUCAAGUGGCUCAUGAGCCACUUGCAUGGCUUAUCCACGCGUGUUCGAACCCCCUCCUCUACAAAUUUUUUAGAGCCACAUCACCAGGAACUCCCACAGGCCACAGUGGUCGCUUUGUUUCGCGACUACCAUCCAGAAAAGUUUUCCGGCCAAGGAGAUCCUCGUGUAGUAGACGAAUGGGUUCAGGGUCUCGAGAUUAUUUUCGAGGUCAUGAACUGCCCUGAUCGUUAUCGCAUGUUAUGUGCCCAGAUCCAGCUGACCGUUGAUGCCAGACUCUGGUGGCAAGCCUAUUGGAGUAUGCGUCCCGGUGAAAAAGACGGUUGUACGUGGGACCAGUUCAAGGAGCUGAUCCGAGAAAAGUAUUAUCCCUCGUAUUACCGAGCAGACAUGGAGCGCCAGUUCUUAGCACUCACUCAGGGUACUCGUACUGUUGACGAGUACGAACGAGAGUUCACUCGUCUCGGAGCCUUU
Striga hermonthica is the source of this 723-nucleotide messenger RNA. NCBI's taxonomy places the organism in Eukaryota, Viridiplantae, Streptophyta, Magnoliopsida, Lamiales, Orobanchaceae. The record is from the annotation of a GenBank genome assembly.